AUGAUUUCUAAUGUGUCGAAAAUAGUUCAUGAUAAAGUGUCAUAUAAUGGUCAAUACAAAGCAAUGAGUUUCAAUUGUGAAGGGGCUUUAAAUGCUCUUGCUGUCAAUAAAGAUUUCUCUCAAGUUGUUGUUGCAGGACGUUCAGUUUUUAAAAUUCUUCACAUUAAAGAUGAUUGUUUUGUGGAAAAUACAAACCUACGAGUUGGCAAACAUAGAAAUAUCAACUUGAGCUACUCUGCUGCAGAUGUUGCAUGGCAUCCUUCCGAUGAAAACAUGUUGGCAUCUGCUGCAACAAAUGGCUGUGUUGUCAUCUGGAACCUGAGUAAAAGUGCAAAAUCAAAACAAGUCACUGUUUACACAGAGCACAAACGAUCUGUAAACAGAGUUGCUUUUCAUGUUGCGGAACAUAAUCAGCUUCUCAGUGCAUCUCAAGACGGUGUAGUCAUGAUUCAUGAUGUCCGUAAACCUGAAGCGUGCACCAAAUUUGGAGCUUCUGGAACGGAUAGUGUGAGAGAUGCUCAGUUCUGUCCCCCAAAUAUGGGCUACUUCACAUUUGCUGCAGCAUACGAGAGCGGAGGAGUUCAGGUGUGGGACAUGCGUCGUCCUGACAGAUGUGAAAGACAGUUCAUGGCACAUAAUGGACCUGUUUUUUCUCUUGACUGGCAUCCAUUGGAUAGAACCUGGUGGUUGGCGACAGCAGGCAGGGACAAGAUGAUCAAGGUUUGGGAUAUGAUGCGUGGUAACGAUAGAGCAACUCUACCACCUUGUCUGUACAGCAUUACAAAUAUUGCACCAGUAGCUAGAGUAAAAUGGCGUCCUCAGCGCAAGCACCACCUCUCUAGCUGUUCGUUGAUGGUUGAUCAUUGUGUCAAUGUAUGGGAUGUCCAUCGUCCCUACAUACCUUUUGCAGUGUUUGAAGGCCACGUGGACGUUACUACAUGUAUCGAGUGGAGAGAUGACUGCCACGUUUUCUUGAGUUGUGGAAAAGAUGGCUAUUUAAUACAGCAUGUGUUUAGUGAUGCUAAACGUCCAGCAGACCAUGUGAACCCUGCAGGAGUGGAUCUCAGUGCUAUGGAAGACAUUGGUUUUGCGUACUUUGAUAAGAAAG
This is a messenger RNA of Candidula unifasciata, 1108 nucleotides long. NCBI's taxonomy places the organism in Eukaryota, Metazoa, Mollusca, Gastropoda, Stylommatophora, Geomitridae. The record is from the annotation of a GenBank genome assembly.